This is a messenger RNA of Myxocyprinus asiaticus (Chinese sucker), 4866 nucleotides long. Its product is annotated as kinesin-like protein KIFC3. Gene Ontology annotation, molecular function: microtubule motor activity; ATP binding; microtubule binding. Bases 346 to 3120 code for a protein of 924 amino acids. The transcript has 20 exons. The record is from RefSeq and is a predicted model, not a curated record. Gene Ontology annotation, biological process: microtubule-based movement. Lineage: Eukaryota; Metazoa; Chordata; Actinopteri; Cypriniformes; Catostomidae.
GUAAGGAAGGGGGAGGAGAGCGAAGGAUAUUGAGAGAGGAGGAGAAGAGGGAGGGUGAAAUAGAGAGUGGGAGGGAAUCCAGGAAUAGCAGGUAGGCAGAUGUGCAGAGUAAAGAGCUGGUGUUGCCAUCCAAAGCCCUGAUACACUGAUGGAACAAGCAGAAAGGCUCUCACAGUAUCACCACGUAGAGCUUCAGUAUGAAAAGCUGAAGAAUGUGGAGACAAUGCAGUGACCGUAAUCCAGAAGGAUCAACCUCAGCAGAUGUGCAAGAGGAGCAGAGGGAUGUUGUGAAAACAAAGCAUUUGAAUCUAGCCGCUGUCACUGUGAAAUCGCACCUCAGGAAAUAUGUAUGCCUUCUAUUCUCUUCUGGUGUACAUCUUCUACACAGUCUUUAAAAAAGAGGAGGAGGCAGCACUCAAGGGGGCGUGCGGAGAAUCCCCAGAGGAGCCUGGCCAUGUUUCCAUGGAAACAGAGAGCAAGGGGAAGGGUAGCCACACCCCCAGGUUGGGAAAAAGGGGGUGUGCAAGACUGAGUGAAUCAAGUAGCAGCAGUGAUAGUGAUGAGAUGUCUCGCAGUGAUGAAGAUGAUGAUUUUGAUGAAGGUCAUGGGAUGUCAGCAAAAACACCAUUAGCAGCUUUUCUGUCUUUCAAGCAAGAAGCAGAAAAGAGAAGUGUUCAAACAGAACCGAGUGAAAAGGUGACAGAGUCUCCACUGCUGUCUGUGAUGUCACACCUGCUGAGCUUCCUGGAACAAUAUUCCCACCUGCAACAGCUGCAGCAACAGGCUGAUCAGUACCGUCUGCAGUUGCGCAGACAUCGUGCCCAGCACCGCCGGAAAAUGAAGGCCCUUCGUGCAUCCUACCGACAGCGCCUCAGAGGCAAGAACAGUGUUAUUAAUAAUCUGGAGGAAGUGAUCGUACAGCAGCAGAGCCCAACACCUACAAAUGAAGGUGAGUGCAUGCUUCCCUCAGGCUCUCCUGCAGGGCUGCAUAAGUUGGUGCAGUCUCUAUGCGGGCUACAGGGAGAGAGAAGUCAGCUGAGAGGAGAGCUGAGAUUGCUUCAUUCCCAGCUCGAGCAGAGAGAACGUGACCGUUACACUAAAGUACAGUCUUUUCAGCAGCAGAUUGAUGAGCUGAAGGGCUGUAUUGAGGAAAGAGAAGCGCAGCUGUCCAAACUCAGAACUGCAUCAGGAGUUACAGACUCAGAAAAACGAGUGCUCUGCUUAUCAGCAGAGAAUGAGAGUUUGAAACACAGCCUUACAGUGACACAGGGUCUUCUACAGCAACUGUCAGUCAUCCCUUCCCAGUCUAGUUCUGUGCUCAUUAAGGAAAAUGAAAACCUGCGCAGUCGUGUUUUGCAGCUGGAGAGCUCUCUGCAGCACCGGGCAGAGCAGCUGUCCCGUCUGGAGCACCAGCAGGAGCAGAGCGAAUGGAGGCGGACAGAAGAGCAGAGGAGACGAGAGGACAGCAUGAAAGAGCUGCAGCUAGAACUGGACAAAGAACGCAACAAGGCCCCUGUAGUUAAAUAUGUCACUCAAACUGUGGAGGUAGAGUCACCUUCAACUCUACGACAACUAGCUGAAGCCAGACAACAGAAUGAACAGCUAUCUGAGAAGCUAACCAAUCAGAGAGAUAGAUGCCGACAGCUGGAGGAGAACAUCAGACACUCAGAUGAAGUCAGCUGCAAUUUGCAACACAAGAUUGCUGCAUAUGAGAGAGAGAUUGGGACCCUGAGGGAGGAGCUGCUGAAGGAGAUUGGGCAUCUUGAGGAAAAGAAAGAGGCAGCUGUAAAAGCGGCAGCUAACUGCUCUGAGGAGCAUCUUCAGAGCUUGCAGGAGCAGUUCACAACCCUACAGAAGCGUCUAAGUGCACUCACUCCAACCAUACGCUCCAUGAACACCGACUACGCCAGCCUUCGCAGUCAGGUCCGCAACUUCUCCGACUUCUAUGGAACCGCUAUCAAAGAUGCCAAGAAACAGAUUACGGCAACUAUAAAUGAGAUGUCGGAGGCCAACAAAGACCUCCUGGAAAAAUACAGAAAAGAGGUAGCUCUCCGCAGGAAGUACCACGAGCAGCUGGUUGAACUUAAAGGUAAUAUCCGUGUGCUGUGCCGUGUAAAGCCAGUGCUGAAGGAAGAUCAGCAUGAGGAAGGCCAAGCAGUAGUUGUGACAACAGACUCCAAUAAUGAAUCUGCACUAACAGUUUUAAGCAAGGGAAAGGCCAAAGCCUUUGAGCUGGAUAAAGUCUUUCACCCUCAGGCCACUCAAGAAGAGGUGUUCCAGGAAAUUGAGCCGUUCAUCACAUCCUGUAUAGAUGGGUAUCAUGUCUGCAUUUUCGCUUAUGGCCAAACAGGAUCUGGCAAGACCUAUACUAUGGAGGGUACUACUGAGAACCCUGGCAUCAACCAACGAGCCCUGAAACACCUGUUCAAUGAGAUUGAGGAAAGAAAAGACAUGUGGACUUACACUGUCAGCGUCAGUUCAGUGGAAAUUUAUAAUGAGGUCCUGAGAGAUCUGCUCAGUAAGGAUGGAGAGAAGCUUGACAUCAAGAUCAACCCUGAUGGGACAGGUCAGCUACACGUGCCAGGUCUCAGGGUCAUGGAGGUCAAAAGCUUCCAGCAUAUCAAAAAAAUUUUGGCCAUAGCUCGAAAGAACAGGAUUACAUUUGGAACGCAGAUGAACCAGCAUAGCUCUCGUUCACAUGCCUUGCUCACAGUUACUGUGCUGGGCACAGACCUUGCCAGCGGAGCCAAAACCACCGGUAAACUGAAUCUGGUGGAUCUGGCUGGUUCUGAGAGAGUGUGGAAGUCAGGUGCAGAGGGAGAGAGACUGAAGGAAGCCCAGAAUAUCAACCGCUCACUGCUAGCACUAGGAGAUGUGAUCCAGGCUCUGAAGGCCCAUCAGACUCACAUACCCUUCAGGAAUUCACGACUAACCUACCUGCUGCAGGACUCUCUGGGUAAAGGGAACAAAACCGCCAUGGUUGUGCAGGUUUCUUCUCUUGAGAGAAACGUUGGAGAGACCCUGUGCUCGCUAAAGUUUGCCCAGCGAGUGUGCAAGGUGGAGCUGGGCCCUGCUGCACGAAAGAUUGAGACAGGAGGACAUAAUGAAAACAAAAAUUAAUGCACACCAUCAACACUCUUCCCUACUUGUCUGCAGUAACCACAGGACCAGAAAACAAAUCAACUCAGCUAUUGGCUGAGGCUUCCAAUCCUAUUCAAGGGCUACAGUUCUGGAAGCUUCAAUGGUGCCACAUUAUUCAAAGCAAUGAGAGAACAAACAUACAGUAGCAUAUGAGGUCCAGCUUCUUCCUAUUACACAGCAAUAGCUCAUCUCCACCAGCUGAUCUGCAUGACAAAAUCUCACCAACACCCCAGCACAAUCAAUAUCCAAUAUCUCCUCCACCAUAAGUUUAACAACCACAGAAAUUGCUCUGCAGGAAAGAUUUGUUGGGAGAAUUUGAAACUUGUAUACUGAGUUGUGAAACAAUCCUUUUUUUGGGGUCUACACAAAAGAGAACAGUAUCUUUACUCAUAAUGUGCAAAUCUUGUUCAAAAACAUUGAAAUUAUUUAGUAUAAUAUGAAUAUUUAGUAUACAAAAGUAAUUGCCAAAAGAUGUUUGUUUGUGUGAACUUCCAUGAUUAUACAAUGUGUGUAGCCCUGGAACAAGCCAAUACCGUGUGUUCUUAAUCAUUUAUUAGCCAUAGAGGACAUGAGGAAAACAUUGAGUUCAGCUAAUUUGUGACCUAUUGUAUGAGGUCAGCAUUUGCUGCAAUGUAAUUUAUCUGAUGGUGGUAGUAGCUUAGUGUUUCAAGGUCUAGGCUUAUAACCCGUUUCAAACCUCAGAGGAAUUAAUCUGCUAAGAAUGAGACCGAAUGGAAUAGAAUUCACAACCAUGUGGAAUAGCACCUCUUAGUGGUCAUCUAAUGUUUUGGCCCAAUUGAGAGGUACUGUGCUGGACACUGUUUAAUGCCAUUUCUAUUAAACAAGGUAUAUUUUCAUGAGUAAUUGCAAAUAUACAACGAAUGGCUUCCAAGACAACAUGGUAUAAUAUUGAUAUAUUUAAAUGCAUUAUAUUUAAUUAUAGGCUUUAGAAUAUUAACCUCUUGAAAUGUUCAGGAUAAGCUUAUGUUUGAUGUAUAAUUUAUUAUUUGGCUUCUUAGUUUUAGCCAUGUUACUAAGGGUGGUAUGGAAUGCACUUUAUUGUCAAAGACUUCAUCAUGGCAGAAUCAUUUUACAUUUUAAAAAAGGACUUUUAAUUAUUACUUACUUAAUACAUUUUUGAUUAAGCACCCAAACGAAUUAACUGUAACUUAAAAAAUAAUAUUUUAAAUGAUGACUGAAUUAAAUGAAAUGAAAACCAAAAAGAUGUACUGCAAUUUUAGCUGCUUAGACACCAGUACUGUUCUCUUGCUUUUUAAUUUUCUGUAUCCUCACUGUUAUGUGUCUGAUUUAGGAAUUUCCCAUUAUUUUGUGAAAUAACACAAAAUUUUGAAUCUACCCCCUCUUUAACAGCAUUCAACUUCUGUUUAAAAAAAAUUAUAAGAUUACUGACGUUGGAUAAUGUUUUGAUCAUAAGGGCCAAAGUGUCAGAAAUAAGACAGAGUCAAUUAAAAGAGAACGUAUUUGUUUACUUAUAAACAACAAAAAGAAAUAAAAAAGAGAAAGACUUCCAUCUUCUCUGUAUUCCACAACAAAACGUAUUACGGUUUUCAAAAACACCUGUACCUCUCUCAUUCCUUCGGUCUUAGCCUCUCUCUCUCUCUCUCUCUCUCUCUCACACACACACACACACACACACACACUUCUAAUCACCUGAUCUGGUUGUGUGUAAAACCAUGCUGAGUUCAGCAGAAGAGUUUCAUUUUA